AUCAUCUAUGUUACCACGUACCAAAAAUGAAUCUCGAUCUCUCCCUCUCUUGAUUUCUCUUGUAUGGAAGAUAAAGAAGAGAAUGUUUGUUAUUAGAAGACGUGGUUGUGGAUGCUUAUGGCCACUUUGCAUUCUAAGUGGGCAGAGCAAGAACGGAGAUGGAUGGGAUCUACUAGAUCAAUAAUCAAACACAUGCAAAAGAAAUUGAUAAUGCACUCCUCUCUGCACCGAGCUGGGCAGCGUGCGACGAAGAAGAGGGAUGUGGAUGGGAUGAAACCCGAUCGGGUUUAAUCCAAUUAAUUGGGCAGGAAGGGAGGAAACAGAGACCGGCGAAGGCAGAUCGACGGCGAGGCGAGGUCGGUUGCAACGGAGCAAGGAGAGAGGCCGAUGGUCGCGAUGCAAGAGGAAGCGUCGAGUGGUCGGCCGGCGAUGGUGGUCGCCAUGCAGGAGCGUCGAGCGGUCGACGAUAUAUGGCGGUCCGUCGAGCAAGGACCAGAGACGUCCGGGCGGUGGUUUCCGUCCUCAAACCCGAUCGGGUUUCGUCCGCCGCCCGCGCCUCCAUGAAAGGGUGUAGGCUUCCCCAGAGGCCUAAGAGGAGGGCCGAGAUUGUCCAGAAAACCUUGCUUUUGGUGAGCCCAGGGACAUGGUUAAAUGAUCUUUCCCUGGAGAGGUAUGAGGUGAGGGAGAAGAAGGCUUCGAGGAAGAGGCCUAGAGGGUUGAAGGCUAUGGGAAGCAUGGACAGUGGUGAUUCAGAUUGUGAGAGAGAGACAGAGGCUAGAUUUUCCUUUGCCACCAUGGAGAGUUUGUGGAAGGGAGAAAUAAAUAAUUUUAUUGCAGGACCAAGAUCAUCCUCGUUGAAUUAACCAAUGAGUUUAAUUAUUUCAUUUUGAUGCACAUCGGUUUGCUUUCUUGUGUAAUAGGUUAUCAGGUGAGCUGCAGAUCGGUCGGUGUGUCGGAGCCUCAGUUCGUCGUCGGCUCCGUCGUCCUCACCCUUCUCGUCGUCGGCGACAGCAAGGAGGCGCCAUAUAUAUGGCUGCCUCUGUACAAAUUUACCCAUUUGGAGAGACCCAUUCCAUCACUCACUUUUCUUAAAUGCGUGCGUGAUUGUACGAGUGGUGCUGGCUGAAAAAUGAGGUGCAUGACGGGUCAAAAAUCCUGAUUUAAGAGGUAUAAUAGUUCUCUUGUUAUAACUUGACGGGCACGAUACAGGGAAAUGGAUGUGUUUUUAACCAUCUAUAUAUUGGGGAGGUGCAUUUUCCUGAUGGUGACGCCUCGUGGGAUGAUACCAGGUUCCAUCAUUUAAGAUGAAUUUACACUAAAUGUUUUGGUCAGGUUCCAUCAUUGUCGUUGAGAAGUGAUGGGGUUUAGGGUCUUGGUUUGAACCUUUUUUCUUUUUUAAUUAAGAAUAAAAAAAUUAUGCAUGAAAAUAAUGCAUUCUCUUCCAGACUCUUUUAAAGCAAGGCGAGUGACUGGUACAGGUAGACCUUUUUCGAUUUUGUAGAAUUGCCAUCUUCUUUUUUAAUUUUACUAAAUGUGAACCAGCCUCUAAACUCAUGCUUUUGAUGCUUCCCGUCGCAACCCAGUUCUGUGUUGAUAAUGUAUUCAAAACUAAGUUUUGGUGCAUGCAUGGUUUGAGGAAAGACACUCCUCCGUCCCCUCCCCCGUCCCCUCCCCCUUGAAGAAAUGGAAGCUUGCUUGAUGAUGAUAAUCAUGGCCACAGAAAUGGUCUUUGAAUCCGCGGAUUACACUGUUAAAGAAUAAACCAUGGCAAUCUGGCAACACAUUUCGCACUUUAAACGAAACAUAUAUGGGUGCACCUCAAGUUGGUAUGUUUGAAAUUAUGAUCUGAUAUAUGGAAUUUCCACCCUGAAAGAGAAUAGCAAUUUGCGCAAUCUGAAAACAGUAGACUAACCUUGAAGCUAGGAUCAUUCACUUCUAAAUACAACACAAUUCUAACUCUCUGUAUUCCUUUUUGACUCCUUUCUCCUUGCCUUCUAUUCUCCUUGUUUGAAUGGGAAUCAGCUAUGUAUAUAUAUAAUCUAUUAGUCGUUUUCCAACAUUCAAAAAAGAGCCAAGAAUUAGCAUCUCUUCAACAUACAAAAGGGAGGAUAUCCGAAUUCCUUGAUACUAUUGAACCCACAAAUUCAAUGCUAGAAACAAGCACUACAAACAGAACAAACAUCAACCAGUUGACGACCUUCUCCUUUUCCCAACUUAUAUUUAUCCACAUAACUGGAGUAAGGGGGGGGCUCUCAAACGCAGCCAUGUUACUAGUUUUCAUCCUCUGGGGCAUGCUUUUCCCAUCUUCUUCUUUCAGCUGUAUGGAGCCCUUCAACGUUUCGUUCCCAUCUUUUGAUUCCGGCAGCUGCAGCAAAACCGGCAACUUGAUCUGCAUGGGAUCAGUUUCAGUGGGCAAUGGAAGUUUGAGCAUCACACCACCUGAUCCAAGCACACCAGUUAACCAGAUUGGAAGAGUUUUAUACCAUGUCCCUGUCCUUGCUUGGCCGGCAUAUAUCUGCACCACCUUCACCAUUAGGAUCCUGGUCGAACAUAAUGCAUCGAUAUCUGGUGAUGGAAUGGCAUUCGUUUUGGCACAGGAUAGUAAUCCCUCACCAUCAAAGAGCUUCGGAUCCUACAUGGGAAUCUUUGAUCAGUCGACUCAAGGUGUCCUUCGUCAACUGGCUGUCGAGUUUGACACAUACAAGAAUGAAGACGAACCGGAUGCAAACCAUAUUGCAAUUGACACAGUCAGCAUAGAGGAACCAGUUGCUUUUAAGAGCCUCAACGGUACAGGCAUUCAACUCAAAAGUGGAAGGGAAAUUACUGUCAUGAUUGAAUACGAUGGAUGGAGCAAACGGCUGCAGAUCUAUGUGGCAUAUGCCGGGGAGCCCCUAGCGAGUUUUCUGAAUCAUACGAUGAAGUUGCAACACACUGUUCCGAGCAAUGUCUACAUGGGGUUCGCAGCAGCAACUGGAACUCUUCGAGAAACUCAUCAAAUCCUUUCAUGGAAUUUCACAACUGCCCGGUUGCCUAAAGAAUCUCUCGAGGAAAAGCCAAAGAUGUUUGGUGUAGUUUACAUCAUAAUUGGCGCGGUGCUGUUGCUUGCUGCAAUAGUUGCUACCCCCUUCAUCCUCACAGCUCGGAAGAGCAAAAUGGAGAGGAUAGCAAGAAAAGAUGAUAUUGAGGCACUAAUAGCAGUAGCCAAUGGCCCCAAACUGUUUUCUUAUCGACAACUUUCAGAGGCUACUCGCAACUUCAGGAAGGAAAAUCUUCUGGGAACUGGCGGUUUUGGAAGCGUUUACAAAGGCGUCAUAUCCAAAUCCAAUCCUCCUACCACCAUUGCAGUCAAGAAGAUUUCUUCAACAUCAAAACAAGGUGAGAAAGAGUACUUGGCUGAAAUUUGCACGAUUGGGCGCCUCAGGCACAAAAACAUAGUGCAGCUCCAAGGCUGGUGCCAUGACCGCGACCAGCUCCUCCUAGUCUAUGAAUACAUGCCAAAUGGCAGCCUUGACCGGUUCAUUGGCAAGGACGAAUUCCUUGACUGGCCAACCAGACACAAGGUACUGGUAGGAUUAGCGUCGGCUCUAGUCUACCUACACGAAGAGUGUGGCAACCCCGUUGUUCACAGAGACGUGAAGCCAAACAAUGUGAUGCUGGAUGGAGACUACAAUGCGCAUCUAGGCGAUUUCGGGCUGGCAAGAUUACUACUCCAAGACGCAGCCUCGGUCACAACCAUGAUAGCCGGGACUCCCGGCUACUUGGCCCCGGAAGUCAGCUUCACCGGGAGGGCCACACCCGAAUCGGAUGUGUACAGCUUUGGAAUGGUGGUGCUGGAACUGGUGUGUGGGAAAAGAUCAAGAGGGAUCAUGGAAGAAAACAGCCUGGUGGACAGUGUGUGGGAUUUGCAGGAAACAGGGGCAUUGCUGAACUGUGCGGACAAACAGCUGCAGGGCCAAAAUUAUGACGAGGAACAAGUGAAAAGGGCUUUGUUUGUGGGUCUGGCUUGUUUGCAUCCAGAUUUCAUGUUGAGGCCUAGGAUGAGGAAGGUGGUUCACAUCUUAAUGAACCCUGAUGAGCCUCUCAUGGAGCUGCCAGAGACUCGGCCGAGCUCCGUGCGGCUGUCCUUCCGGUCUUCUUUUGCCACCACGACGACCACCACUGAUCUUUGCUCCAAUUGCACCAACACUGGUUCUUGUGGAGGCUACACUGAGUCAUUGCCUGAUGAGACUGAAGCUAGGUUUGAGCUGUGACAGACAACGGAGUGGAGGACAAGCCCUGCAGCAGAUUAAUUAGUCGCAAUGGCACUGCAAGCUCCAAUCCAUCCUCUCCCUGGCUUCAGGCUUCAAACCUCAAACUUCAAACUUCAAAGCAAAUUUUUCUUCUCUUCCCUUCAAGUUUUAUACAAACUAUACUGUAAAUACUGCUCUUUCAUCAUGUUAGUUACAGUCAUUUGUGGAUUUUUAAGAUAUUGAUGGACAAGUACAACAAAAUACACGUAUUUGAAUGGAAGUUACC
This is a messenger RNA of Diospyros lotus (date-plum), 4515 nucleotides long. RefSeq names its product probable L-type lectin-domain containing receptor kinase S.5. Gene Ontology annotation, cellular component: plasma membrane. Gene Ontology annotation, molecular function: carbohydrate binding; protein kinase activity; ATP binding. Bases 2025 to 4250 code for a protein of 741 amino acids. Lineage: Eukaryota; Viridiplantae; Streptophyta; Magnoliopsida; Ericales; Ebenaceae. The record is from RefSeq and is a predicted model, not a curated record. Gene Ontology annotation, biological process: protein phosphorylation. The transcript is spliced from 5 exons.